Messenger RNA from Hymenoscyphus albidus, 936 nucleotides. NCBI's taxonomy places the organism in Eukaryota, Fungi, Ascomycota, Leotiomycetes, Helotiales, Helotiaceae. The record is from the annotation of a GenBank genome assembly.
AUGUCUGGAACCUCGUCUUCUUUCGCCAAUUACGGCGACUUUUGUUUUGUCGUGGACUCCGGUCCUGCUGCUGUCGUUCCUGGCCCUGUUGUCGCAGUGGCACCUGCUGUCCUGCCUUUUGUGUAAGAUAUCCCUCCUUUCUACUGUCCCACGCUUUCCAAUUGGCACUUUCAAUUUGCGCGUCCAACGGGCACAUAUACUAAUCGGAUAUAUAUACAGUACCUCGUUUCGGUGGGCCGAUCUGGCAGUCGAGCUCUCCAUCAAAAUCCUCGCCAUUCUACUUGCACCUCUCUUCGACUCGGACGGCUACUUCAGCCUGAAGGUCAUCACACCACGGGCUUCGGCCGCCAAUCUUUCGUCCUCUCGUCUCCUCGGCCGCUCUGGCAACUACGCAGUCCUCGUUCCUCGACUCCCAGGAGUCACACGUUCUUUGGUGCGCUCGCUUGUCGAGCUCGGUCAGGUGAUGGUGGAUUUCCGGGCGACACUUGGAAAGUGUCUUUACAAGAAGACACGAAAGCACGCCAAUUCCGACCGCGGUCCUUGCCGUCCAGCUUCCCUCCUUGCAUUCCUCAGAGACCGUCCGGCUGUCGUGUCUACCAUAAAAUCCCUCUCGUUAGAGGUUGAUUUUACCGAGGCCCGGUAUCUGGGGGAUGUGAGGAGCCUAUUGGCACUUCUAGGUGCCGGACAAUUGAGCUGGAUGUCCUGGACCUGAAACUUGUGGUGGAUGAGGAGAAUAAGGGGGAUAUUGAGGGGGGGUUGGGGGUCUUUGGGUGUCUUUCUAGCCUUUCAGGGCUGGAGAUUGGGAGGUUGGAACUGGAUGUUGAGUUUUUGUUGGAGGACCCGGACGACGAUGAUGAGGACUAUUCUUCUGCUGCUCAGGCGGCAGAUUAUACGAGUCUCGUCGGAGGAUGGGUAAGGAGACGGAGGCGGUAUUGA